AAGCAUCAAGGACUAGAGACAACAACGAGACAAGUGGCUUUAGCUCCUAAAGGGCUUUUUGUUUUUAAAUCAUAGUUUAAAGGGGUUUAUAGCAAUGAGUUCGGCCUCCUUUUUUCCAAACUAUUUCGGUUCUUCUGACUGCGGCGCCCUGAAGAUCCCAGUGGAGCACCUGGAAUAUGAUUACAUUGACAAAUGCAAGGAUGCCAAAUACCUGGAGAAAAUCCUGAUAUUGCUCAGGUCUGGCAAGGAGGGCAUUUAUCCUCAUCUGAUCGAUUUCUGUGAGAGUCGACUGGAGACUCUGAACCCUCGGAGCCGAGCCCUUCGGAAGGAAAUUCCCGUGGCCACAUCCUCCCACCUUUCAGCAGAUGAGUGGAGCCAUAUUGAGGAUGAGUUGAGGAUUUGGCAAGAUGAAACCAGAGUGAUGGAGACUUGCCUUAAAAGACAGCUAACGUUUGAGGAUGUUGUGGAUCAAAACAUGCCGCCUGUAAGAGCGUCCAACUACUCUGUUCCACUCAGCGGGAACUCAGCUCGUAAACAAAAGCGUAUCCAGCCACGAGAUUAUCGAGAAUGGGACAAGUUUGAUGCGGAGAAAGAAUGUCAGAAAAUUGAUGGGGAUGUGAUUAAAAAUGACCGGCCUGCCAUUAUAAACGCACACCCUACAACGAAAGUGGACCCUUCAUCGCUAGCAACAGAGGUGAGAAACCUUCUGGCAGAGCGUGAAAAAGACAAAGGAAAUGAAGCUUUCAGAGCAAAUGAUUAUGAGGAGGCAGUUGUGUACUACUCCAGGAGCCUGUCCAUAAUGCCCACAGUGGCUGCAUACAAUAACAGAGCCCAGGCAGGAAUCAAGCUGAAGCAAUGGCAUAGUGCCAUGAAUGACUGCCACAGUGUAUUGGAGCUAGAACCCUGCAACGUGAAAGCUUUGCUACGUCGUGCUGCUGUGCACAAUGAAAUGGGGAACUUCGAAAUGGCUGUUGAAGACCUGACAGCGGUGCUGAAACAAGAGCCACAGAAUGUUCUGGCCAUUCAACUUCUGUCUGAAACGACAAAGAAGAUGACAGAUGUGCGACAGGGAAAAGCGAGAAAAGGCCGAAAAAUCAUCAUCCGAGAGGAGGAGGAUUUCGAAGAGGCGAAAUCGGAGCACACUGAUUGUCCGGUUGAACCCAGCCAGCUUGUGGGAGGGGACGGGCGCUCAGCUGCUGCUGCGGAGAGGGGAGACAUGGGUAACGCGCAAAAGAGGCCCUACGGCAAAGGGGACGGGGCCCCGCACAACGAGUCCUCGAACUCCCAUCACGGACACUGGAGGGGCAAAGGCGGCAGCUCAGACAAGUACAAAGUCCCACAAGACGGCAAGGAAAAGGUGGCGAAUGGGACAGUCAAGAGGGGCUCGACAGUGUUGGCUCAGGCUGACAGCAAGGAGACUCCAGCGGGCACAAAUGUUGGAGAACCUGUCAAUCUUGACGCACCAUGUGGAGCCCUCCCCUUACCGCUGGCCCACUUGAAGAAUGAGGGAAACCUGCUGUUUAAGAAUGGACAGUUUGGCGAUGCACUGGAAAAAUACUCCCAAGCCAUUCGGGGCUAUCGUGAUGCAGGUCUCGAUAGUCCAGAUGAUCUGUGUAUUCUGUACUCUAACAGAGCAGCUUGCUACCUGAAGGAUGGUAACAGUCAAGACUGCAUACAGGACUGCACACGAGCCCUGGAGCUACAGCCAUUCUCCCUCAAGCCCCUCCUGCGCCGGGCCAUGGCUUAUGAGUCCCUGGAGCGCUACCGCCAGGCCUAUGUGGAUUACAAGACUGUUUUGCAGAUAGACGUCAGUGUGCAGGCAGCGCAUGACAGUGUGAACAGGAUCACCCGCUUGCUGAUCGAGCAGGAUGGUGCGGACUGGAGAGAGAAACUCCCAGAUAUUCCUUUGGUUCCUCUUUCUGCCCAGCAGCACCGCAGAGAGGUGCCACCCAGCGCUGAGGUCCUCAAGGCUCGGGCUGAGAAGGCUGCCAAGGAUGCAGAAAGGAAAGAAGAAGUUCGUUUUGCAGAUUUGAAGCAAGAUGGGAACGAGUUUGUGAAAAAGGGCCAAUACCAGGACGCGCUGGGAAAGUAUUCGGACUGCCUUAAGAUGAAGCCAGAGGAAUGUGCUAUCUACACCAACAGAGCCCUGUGCUACUUGAAGCUUGAGAGGUUUACUGAGGCCAAGGAAGACUGUGACGCAGCACUUAAACUGGAGCCGAGCAAUAAGAAGGCCUUCUACAGGCGAGCGAUGGCCAAUAAAGGGCUUAAGGACUACCUGACAUGCAGCACAGACCUCCAGGAGGUGCUGCGGCAGGAUCCCACUGUCCAGGAGGCAGAGAAGGAGUUGGAGGAGGUAACGAUUCUACUCAAGCAAAGUCUCGUCCAUGAAUCACAAGCUAAAUCCAGGAAGAUCAUCCCCAUUACAGAGGUGGACGGUGAUCAGGAAACGUCAACUGUUGCAAAUUCUGACAGUUGUUUCAGAGAAGAGUUGAGCAACAAAUCCCAGCCAAACAAUGCAUACGAGUUUGGGCAAGCUUUGAACAACGCCUGCAGCAGUGGAGACAUGGCGUCUUGCGCCGACAUGUUGGCUUCAACGGCUCCGGAGAUGCUUCCGCAGUUUUUGAGCACUCAACUCAAUGGGCAGACCAUCAGCUUCAUUGUGAAAGUGCUGGACUCGCACCUCCUGGAGAAGGACCCAAACCUAGUUUACAAACACCUCAGUCAUCUUCAUACUGCUGACAGGUUCUCGGUUGUACUGAUGCUGCUGGAGAAGGAUGAGCGUCGCCACGUGAGCCAAUUGUUUGAGCACCUGUCAUCUGCUGAGAGCACAGAGUUCACCAAGACUGAUGUUCAGAACCUGGCCAACAAAUACAUCUGACCCGCCUGCAAUCUGCAUCAUCCCUGCCCAGCCCGGACCGCACAAGCCACCGCGCCGCUGCUCGCCACAACUCUUGGAUCUAUGCAAAACUCCUGCUACAGAAUGUGUCCCAGAUUAAACACAUUCACUUUAACUGUUCUGUAAAUGAUCUGAGAUUAUAUAGUAUUUUUAAAGUGAUUAUACAAGGAAUAUAUAUAUAUUUUUUUGAAGACAAUUUUGCUACGGAGAAUUACUUUUGUAUUACUCUUAACCAUUUAUGUACAAUGGGCACAGUACGAUGGACAUUGUGUGUACUGGUAAAUUGGGCCCAAAAUGAGCCAUAUUUUCUCAGUACAGCACAGUAGCCCAGUACUUGUGCUCCUUGCACUCAGUCCUUUAAUAUCAGCAUGUUGAUGAUUGAGCUGCUGUCCAAGCUGCUAAUAUUCAGUGCAUGGGGACUUUCAGGGAAUUUUGAGCUAUUUAAGACUUUCCUUGCUUUUGGGAAAGAAAAGUUCUACAACUGUAUAUACUAUUAUUUUGGAAGACAUAGGUCUGCAUGAUCUCUUAGAACUGUUUAGUGCAGCAACGGUAAGAGUACCUGUUGAACUAGUGAAAAUACAACACCAUUAUUUGAUGAUUUUUUUUUUUUUUUUUUUUAAAGUAGCCUUUGAUAGUGUAGUGGUUCACACACUCCGCUCUUCACAAUCAGCCCGUGAUGGGCUGGCGAGCAGUCAACAUGUAGUCUGCAGUGAUGGAGAUGUAGUUCUAUGUUGGCUGCGAUGGCUCAAGUUCCUGCUGUGACCCUGAAGGGAAUAACUGCCAUAGAAAAGGAACGGCUGGCUUUCUUUUUACAACUGAAAAGGAUACCAAAAAAUGACUUAUCGGAAUAAAUGUGUGCUUAGAAAAUACAUUGGUUAAAAAUCUAUUACCGACAUUUUCCACAUUAAGAAAGCAAAUGUACCUGCCCAAUUCUCUUCACUGUAUUUAUUUUUGAUUUGGUUUAAAAUUAUUUAACAAAAAUCAGUAGUAGGCUGUGCCUGCUUCAAAUAAAAAAUCUUGUGGCACUGAACUUAAAUGUGUGUAUUAAAAUUACAUGAUUUAAAAAAAAAUAAAACAUUCUGACACAA
Molecule: messenger RNA, 3984 nt
Organism: Phyllopteryx taeniolatus (common seadragon)
Lineage: Eukaryota; Metazoa; Chordata; Actinopteri; Syngnathiformes; Syngnathidae
Gene: spag1b
Product: sperm associated antigen 1b
Exons: 18
Coding region: 95-2878 (927 amino acids)
Cellular component (GO): mitochondrion; cytosol
Molecular function (GO): heat shock protein binding
Source: RefSeq, a predicted model, not a curated record